Molecule: messenger RNA, 2575 nt
Organism: Dioscorea cayenensis subsp. rotundata (Guinea yam)
Lineage: Eukaryota; Viridiplantae; Streptophyta; Magnoliopsida; Dioscoreales; Dioscoreaceae
Product: exocyst complex component EXO70B1
Exons: 2
Coding region: 144-2180 (678 amino acids)
Biological process (GO): exocytosis
Cellular component (GO): exocyst
Molecular function (GO): phosphatidylinositol-4,5-bisphosphate binding
Source: RefSeq, a predicted model, not a curated record
AGGUAUUCGAGCCGGCAAAAUGUGGCACCCGUUCAGACUAUCUCCGUCUUCUCCAAUCCAAUGGCGUCUUUAACCCUAACCCUAACCCUAAUCUUCUCCAAACCCUAGAUCCGAUCCAUUGGCGAGCUCGUCAUCCAGCAGCCAUGGCGAAGGUCGACGGCCAAGAGAAGGUCAUCGCUACGGCGCAGCACAUCGUGAAGAGCCUCGCCACCUCGACUAACGCCGCCGAGGACAUGAUCCGCAUCCUUUCCGGCUUUGACAACCGUCUCUCCGACCUCUUCCCUUCGCCUGCUGCUCCUGAUGGCGAUGGCCCUCAGGAGGAGGCGUCGGAGGCUGAGCUUCUCCUCGAUGCUGCCGACCAGGUUGUUCUUCGAUGGGACAACUCGGAUUCGCUACUCUUCGAUGUUGGUGCGUCUCUUGAUGAUGCCUCCGAAUACCUCACCGCUGUGGAUGAUCUCAUCUCGCUCGUCUACGAUGAGGACUGUUCCGAUGAUCUCCGAUCCCGCGCGGAGACCACUCUCCAGAUCUCUAUGACCCGGCUUGAAGAUGAGUUUCGACAUCUGAUGAUCCGCCAUACCGUGCCGCUCGAUCCUCAGAACCUCUCUGACCCUGGGCCCCGUCGACCCUCGCUUUCCUUCUCCUCCUUCUCCGCUGCCCGACCCUCCCCUUCCUUCUCGUCCGACCACGGUGAGCCCUCCCCCAUCGAUGACUCGGAGAGUUCCGCUGAGGACGACCACCAGAUUCCCCAUCACAAUAGCGCGGAUCCCGAGGGGGAGGAGGAGGAGCAGCGGCAGCAGCAGCAGCAGAGCUCGUCGGAACUGAUCCAUCCCGAGGUGGUCGCUGAUCUCAAGUCCAUCGCCGACCGCAUGAUCCUUUCUGGUUAUGGCAAGGAGCUCUGUCAGGUCUACAGCAGCGUGCGGCGCGAAGUGCUCGACGAGUGCCUUUCGAUUCUCGGCGUCGAUCGGAUGAGCAUCGACGAGGUGCAGCGCAUCGAGUGGCAGACACUCGAUGAUCGGAUGCGUAAAUGGGUUCAGGCCGUGAGGGUCGGCAUCGGCUUGCUUCUACCCGGCGAGCGCCGCAUCUGCGACCAGAUCUUCGCUGAGUCUUCUACUCUUCGCGAUGAGUGCUUCGCAGAGGCUGCUAAGGGAUGCGUCAUGCAGCUUCUCAACUUCGGUGACGCCAUUGCUGUCUGCCGGCGCUCGUCGGAGAAGCUCUUCCGCAUCCUUGGCAUGUACGAGGCGCUCUCUGGUGUGAUGCUGGAGCUCCGCAGUAUGUUCCCUGGCGAGCACGGGGAGCUCCUUAUCACUGAGGCUGAGGAGAUACUGACUAGGCUUGGAGAUGCCGCUAAGGGGACCUUCAAUGAAUUUGGCAAUGAUGUCCAGAAUGAGAAUUCUAAGAAGACGAUGCCAAAUGGCGACAUACAUCCAAUCACUCGCUAUGUGAUGAAUUAUCUUGUGCUCUUGGUUUCUUAUAAGGAUUCUCUUGAUUUCCUCCUUGAUGAGAGCUCCCCUGAUGAUGGGAAUCACCCUGAAAGCAUUGAACAACGAGAUGGAAGUGGUGAUUUUGGUCUCAUGAGUCCCACUGCUCGUCGUUUGCUGGCUUGCAUCUCAUAUUUGGAGGCCAAUCUUGAGGAAAAAUCAAAACUUUAUGAUGAUGGAGGGAUGCAAUAUGUGUUCUUAAUGAAUAAUAUGCUAUAUAUAGUUCAAAAGGUGAAGGACUCCGAGCUUAGAGCUCUUCUUGGAGAUCAUUGGGUGCGCAGACGGCGCGGGCAGGUUCGGCAGUAUGCAACAAGCUACCUCAGAGCUUCAUGGACAAAGGUUUUAUCAUAUUUGAAGGAUGAUGGAUUGGGUGGGAGCGGGAGUUCAAAUAGUGCUUCAAGGAUGGCUAUCAAGGAUAGGUUCAAGAACUUUAACAUGGCCUUUGAAGAAAUUUAUAGGACUCAGAUUGUUUGGAGGGUUGCUGAUAAUCAGCUUCGUGAAGAGCUUAGGAUUUCCAUAUCUGAGAAGGUCAUCCCUGCAUACCGUGCUUUUAUGGGCAGGUUCGGUGGUCAUUUAGAGGGCCGUCAUGCUGCAAAGUACAUAAAGUACACCCCGGAAGAUUUGGAAAACCAUCUGUUGGACUUGUUUGAAGGAUCCCCUGGUGGACCACAAAACCACCCUAGGAGAAAACUUGGUUCAUAACCGGAAGUAAAGGUGCUGGUCAUUUAUUUGUGCUGCUUUGUUAUCUGGUGCUGGUUGUUCAAAAUUCCGAUAUCUUGUUGAAUGUGAACUCCAGACAGAAGAUCAUCAUGAUCGAGGUAAUGUGGAUGGGCUUAUCUAUGUUGACAUGACUUUGGCAUAAGAUAUGGCGAUGGACAAGCUUUGUGACUUCUAACCUGUUCAUAGUUUAGUAUUUCCUCGAGUAUAAGGCUGCUAUUUAUCCAUGCAUGGAUUUCAUUGUCAGAAUAUAGUUCUCAUGUUUGUUCGAUCAAUCACUUUUUGUUCUGGAAUUUAUUCUAGUGCUUCUUGAACAUCAUGCACUUGUGCGAAUGAGCAUUCUGUUUUCUCUGUUCAAUCAAUCACUUUUUGUUCUUGAA